AUGAGAAUGACCACUCGGUCGCCUCCAAUGAUGUCGAACCCUUUCUCUUUCCCCGAAUUUGACACUUCUUCCUUUUUCCAUGCUUCUUUCGCAUCCCCACCGCCUGCUCCGGCUUCGGGGCCAUCUCUUCUCGAUGAUCAGGAAAGCAGCGCCUUCGCCGACUUUCUCGACAAGGUUGGAUCAGGGGCCGACAGUGCCUUUGUAUUCGACCCGAAGAUGUCGUUAUUCGAUGCAAAGAUACCAGACCCCAUGAUGUGGGGUUGGCACGAAGAUACGACGACCGAAUAUCCACUCCAACCAUCGACAAAUCCAACCUCCCUGUUGACGACAAAUAUGAUUACAACGCCGCUAAGCUCGGAACGGAGUACUUUUGCACUAAAGCAGGCGAAUGACGACAAUACUAGCAAGGCUGCCCCGGUGCCGUCGAUAGCUCCAGCGGAAAUUAACCUGGACCCAUUCGCAGCGUUACACCAGGUCGCUUCGGCGAAGGCUGCCCCCGCCGCGACGAACGAGCGACCACAUUUGUCGAUUCCGGUACUGCAAUGGGGUUCUGAUCCGAACUUCAAGUUUGGCGGCUAUUCGAGUACAGUAGCCAAGGAAGUCCAUUCUAAGAAAGAAGAUAUGCUAGUUGAGAGAGCCAUGGCAAUGCUGGCCAAGGGAGGCUACUCGGGAAACACAACAGCUGUCAAUACCACCGUCAAUUCCCCAGCCGAAAACAGAUCAUACCCUGGAGUUAAGGUGCUUGAAGACGAAGAGUCGAUAGUUUCACCAUCGAAACGAAGAAAAUCCUUCCAUCGGAAGACUUCAGAGGAGGAUGAUGAAUCGUCGUCGUCCAGCCCACACCCAUCGCGGGCGAGAUCGAAAUCAAUGGCCAGCAAGGACGACCUGACAAGUCCCAUCGCCUCAAAGCAAAAGAAGAAGAAGAAGCCAAAGGGCCCCAAGAGGGAAAACUUGUCGGAGGCACAGAAGCGUGAGAAUCACAUUCAGAGCGAACAAAAGAGGCGGAAUCUCAUCAGGGAGGGGUUCGAUGAUCUUUGCAAUUUGGUCCCGGAUCUGAGAGGAGGCGGGUACAGCAAGAGCGCCAUCCUGAUACAUGCUGCAAACUUCCUUGAGCAACUGGAGGACGGCAACAAAGCACUGCAGUUACGUGUCAAGCAACUCAGCGGUAGUGCUGCAUAA
This is a messenger RNA of Orbilia oligospora ATCC 24927, 1179 nucleotides long. RefSeq lists its product as uncharacterized. The transcript is spliced from 2 exons. Bases 1 to 1179 code for a protein of 392 amino acids. NCBI's taxonomy places the organism in Eukaryota, Fungi, Ascomycota, Orbiliomycetes, Orbiliales, Orbiliaceae. The record is from RefSeq and is a predicted model, not a curated record. Gene Ontology annotation, molecular function: DNA-binding transcription factor activity, RNA polymerase II-specific; RNA polymerase II cis-regulatory region sequence-specific DNA binding; protein dimerization activity. Gene Ontology annotation, biological process: regulation of transcription by RNA polymerase II.